This is a messenger RNA of Naegleria gruberi, 744 nucleotides long. RefSeq lists its product as uncharacterized. Bases 1 to 744 code for a protein of 247 amino acids. Lineage: Eukaryota; Heterolobosea; Eutetramitea; Acrasida; Naegleriidae. The transcript has a single exon. The record is from RefSeq and is a predicted model, not a curated record.
AUGUUUAGACAAGGAAAAGUGGGUCCAUUCGCUCUCAAGUUAAAAUCAUCAUCCAGUAGAAGAUUCUAUUCUAAUCAAUUUGAUAAGAAUGAUGAAAUUACUUAUUCACUCUAUGAACAAGGAAUUAAAAUCAAACAUUGGACUUGCCUUCCAGCUAAUCGGAGUAUUCCAUUUGCUGAGAUAAAGGAAAUUGUCAUUCCAAAUUAUAGUGCACGAAGUAAUAAUUCAUAUUUGUGUGCGAUAGCAAAGUAUGAUAGGGAGAUUUAUGAGGUGAGAACUCGAUUGAAUGAAAUUUAUUCACUUUCACCAAGAACAUGUUUGGAAUUACCUCAAUUUAGCAAGUGGUAUAAGAUUUUUACAGAACGCCAAAUUCCAAUUUAUGAUCAAGGAUCUGAUUGCAUUUGGAAAGAUAUUAACAAACCAUUUCUUUUUGAUAAAAAGGUCACAAUAAGUGAAAAUAUUGAAUUAUUACAUGAGCAUUACAAAAUUCCAAAACAAGAAUUGAAAGAAUUAUAUGAAAAAAUUGAAAAUCCAAUGAAUGAGUAUGUGAAAUUGAAUAUUGAGAAGUUCUGCACUCCCCUCUAUUCAGAUCUUUACAUAAAAAAGGAAUGGAUUGAGUUGGGAUUUUCAGAUACAUUGGCAGCCAUGCAAAGUUCAGAAUUUAAUCAAUUUGCUAUUGAGUUUACUCUUAAAUAUGAGGAUAGAUCAAAUUGGAAGAUUGUAAAUGGUGUUAAUGUUUUAUAA